Etheostoma spectabile (orangethroat darter) is the source of this 3883-nucleotide messenger RNA. RefSeq names its product zinc finger protein 2 homolog. Gene Ontology annotation, molecular function: RNA polymerase II cis-regulatory region sequence-specific DNA binding; DNA-binding transcription activator activity, RNA polymerase II-specific. NCBI's taxonomy places the organism in Eukaryota, Metazoa, Chordata, Actinopteri, Perciformes, Percidae. Gene Ontology annotation, biological process: regulation of transcription by RNA polymerase II. The transcript has 2 exons. The coding region runs from base 175 to 1860 and encodes 561 amino acids. Gene Ontology annotation, cellular component: nucleus. The record is from RefSeq and is a predicted model, not a curated record.
UGGGUGGCGGUAUGCACUUAGGCCGCGGUUUACGAUCCGCCAUUAAAUCAGAAGAAGAAGAAGACGACUGACGUUCAAGUUACCGACCUAAACACCGGAGCAGUCAGCGGAAACUAGACGUUAUUUGAACCAUAUAACGGUAGAAAACCCGAGGAGUUAGUUUGUUAAUGAGAGAUGGACCGACACCGGAAACAACCGGAAGCGAAGCUGCGAGGAGAAGCUUUACCUACAGAUGUCCAGAAAGUGAUUGUUGGUGAAGAACAUGAAUGGCGCUCCAGUCUGGACCACAAGGACACAAAGCCCCUACACAUUAAAGAGGAACAGGAGGAAUUCUGGACGAGUCAGGACGGAGUGCAGCUUCAAGGGCUGGAGGAGGCUGAUAUCACCAAGUUCCCAUUCACUCCUGUCCCUGUGAAGAGUGAAGAUGAUGAAGAGAAACCUCAGUUCUUACAGCUUCAUCAAAGACUAACUGUAGAGAUGAAAACAGAAGCUGAUGGAGAGGACUGUGGAGAACAAGAACCAGCCAGGAACUCACGUCCAGAUACACUUUUAAAAAUGUCUAGCAGUGAUGCCACCUCACAAUGUUACAAACAAGAAACUAAAGUGGCUGUUGAUGACUGGAAUGAGACCAGAGAACCUCAGACAGGUUUAAACUCCUUGAAUAAUACUGAAGACCCAGUAAGUCGUAUGACUUGUAUUGGUGGUGGUGAAAAACUGUCAAGUACCUCUGAGUGUUGGGAAAGAUUUGGCUGCAAGACACUUCUGAAGAAACACACGAUCGCCGAAAAGAUUCUGUUUAGCUGCAGCAUUUGUGACCAAAGAUUCACCUGGUAUAAACAGCUCAGGAACCAUCAAUGUGUUGGUCGUCAGAGUCAAACUGAGGAGAACAGAGAAGCAGAGCCUUCAGCCAGCAACUCAACUGAACAGAUUGAAACAGAAGCUGAUGGAGAGGACUGUGGCGGACCAGAACCAGACAUUAACUCUUCUGAACCAGAGACUGAUGACAGUUAUGAUUGGAAGGAGACCAGAGAACCUAAGUCAGGUUUAAACUCUCCGAAUAUUAAUGAAGGCCCUGUUGGUGAUUUCAGGUGUAGUGCUGGUGAGAAUCAAAGUAUCGGCUCUGAGUGUGGAAAAAGAUGUGGCACCAAUCGAAAUAUGAAGAGACACAUGAGAUCUCAUACAGGAGAGAAACCAUUUAGCUGCUCAGUUUGUAGGAAAUAUUUUGCAAGGAGACAAGAUUUACAGACACACAUGAGAAUCCACACAAGAGUGAAAUUCUUAAGCUGCUCGGUCUGUAAGAAAGCCUUUACGGUGAGUGGAAAUUUACUUAAACACAUGAGAAUUCACACAGGAGAGAAACCAUUUAACUGCUCAGUCUGUAAGAAAGCGUUUACAGAGAGUGGAAGUUUACACAAACACAUGGCAAUCCACACAGGAAGGAGACCAUUUAGCUGCUCAGUCUGUAAGAAAGCUUUUUCAGUGAGUGGAAAUUAUCAUAGACACAUGAGAACCCACAGUGGAGAGAAACCGUUUAGCUGCUCAAUCUGUAAGAAAGCUUUUACAGUGAGAGGAAGCUUAAAGACACACAUGAGAACCCACACAGGAGAGAAACCAUUUAGCUGCUCCGUCUGUAAGAAAGCUUUUACAGUAAGCGGAUAUUUGCAGGCACACAUGAGAAUCCACACAGGAGAGAAACCAUUUAGCUGCUCAGUCUGUAAGAAAGCUUUUACAGGCAAUGGAAGUUUACAGAAACACAUGACAGUCCACACAGGAGAGAAACCAUUUAGCUGCUCCAUCUGUAAGAAAGCUUUUUCAGUGAGUGGAAGUUUACAUAGACACAUGAGAACCCAACACGUGUGAAAACAUUUAUCCAUGUAAUGUGGACCUAUAGUCUAGAAGGAGAGCAGAAAAAAAUGAAGUGAUAUGAGAUAUAUAUUAUAACGUGGUUCUUUAGAAAUCUAAAUUUAAAAUCUGGUAAUUACAACAUCUUAGGCUUUAAAAUGUCUUAAGUAAUAUUGUGAUAGGUCUUUACAAAUGUUUUUAUGAAAUCCACUGAACUCCAAAGAUGAACUUGUUCACUUUUAGCAACUUAAAAUGGACUUGAAAUGAAACAAUGCAAUCCAUGCAACCCCAGACCUCUUCAAAAUGGCAGCUGUCUCUCAGAAGACUCUCCAGUCUCCACACUUGACUAUCUUGUCCCACCUGACUGUCCCUAUAAAGGCAACAACUACCAUUAUUCUUUGCUCUUCUCCAUUUCCUCACUCCAGAAGGAGCAACGACUCUACUGCAUCCAUUAGCAGGGGGUCCUGCUCAGCUCUCAGCCCAAGCCUGGCCUACUGAAAAGAACUGACGGAAAAACUUUUCUCUAGGAAAUGACACAAAUGCCUGCUUAGAGUAAACAAGUUAAAAUCACAGACUUGGAAAAAAAAGUCUACCAGCUAGUAAGGACUGGUGCUAUAAGCUUCAAUCCUGCAGGAUUGGGAUAAACCGCAACAUUUUUGUAAAAAUCAACAUUCUAACUCUUGAAAAUAACAAAUUGGGUUUUUUAAGGUCCGAGAGAGUGGCCUGUAAUGAGUUAAAGAAAAGCUGCAAGUUGUCAGUAGCAGCCUAUGGGGUAUCUGCAGAACAGUAAAGAAUAGUGUCAUCUGCAUACUAAUCGGCGCCACAACCAGUUAAAGAAAAUACUAGCUCAUUAAUAUAGAUGGUAAAGAGUACAGGACCCGAUACAGAGCCUUGUGGGACACCUUUUUGUUAUGGAUAAGAAAUCCGAAUUGCGAAGUUGUCAUUUCACGCUUUGAGGCCUGGAAAACAGGUAAUCAUGAAACCACUCAAAACUACCCGUAUCCAAGCCCAUGUCGGACAACUUUUUUAAAAAUUAUAUUGUGAUUGAUCGUGUCAAACAGCUGAGGGAGGCCGGUAGACUCCGACCACAGUCGGUGGGUCCGGAGAAUGAUGCAACUUUAGAGCUAGAAAUUCAAAGACAAUAUUUUUGUCUUUGAAUUUGAGACUAGAUUUGACAUACAUUCCAACUCCACCGCCCCUACCUAACUAAUCUAUUAAUUUCAUUUAAUGCUACCCAGAUAUGUAUUUUAUGUUUUUGCUUUAGUCAAGUUAUUGGACAGCCACAUUGCUAAGUUGAUGUAAAUUUAGGCUUCACAUCAGCAGUCUUGCAUGUAACUAACAUGCUCUUUUCUAACAUGGCACAUUAAAUUACACAUUUUAACUUCCAGACAAGCACACUAUAAUAGUAAGCAAACCUUUUGCUUUACACCCUUUUGAUUUGACUGAGGCAGAACAUGCUGUGAGGAGACUUAAGUCCCCCUUAUUAUUUUAUUUGAAUGUUUAAUAUGUUUGUUUUAUGUGUUCACCUUUUACCAAGACAAAUUCCACACAAGUGUACUUAUCGUGGCAAUAAAACUUUAUCUGAUUCUGAUGGAUGUUCUAUAAGACCUUAAUACAAUGUUUGAGGUGGAGCCCUGUUAAUUCUUAUGGGAGUUGCUGUGGCAUAUACGCCAAAAGAGUUUCUACGCUUCCGGAUUUACUUUUGCGAGAUGCAACACACUGACUUUGCACAGUAGUGUUUUUCCCACCUACCCCAAAUGCAAGUUCCUGUUGGGCCCAUAGAGUUUAAUUGUAGUGCCGUAAUUGGUUGUAAAAUAGCUUUUCUCGGCUUGAGCGGCUGUUUUUCAAAUAUAAGCCUUAACAAAGACCAUCUUUGAUUCCCUAAUCACAGCUUUGCCAUUUCAUCUUUGUCUUUACAACUUGCACACACACACACACACGCAUCCUUUUGCUCUUUUCAGCUUCAUUAUUUUAGUUGAGUCAAAUAUUGUAUGUUAUACUUGUGCUUUAUUUAUUCUGUGAAUAAAUGCUUUUGAAUAUA